AUGGAAACUGAAACCGGGUGUCAAUGCUCCGUGGGGGCCCUGAAGAUCAUGAACGAGCUCCGAAACGUACAUACUGUUGUGGAGGUGGAAACCAUUCUCGGCCUGGUUGAGCGUAUCCACGCUCUCGGCCACACGAUGUUGAAAUGCAAAGAGUGUCGCGCAAGCCCAGGGUCGUCUCUCAUGACUCUUCCCGCACUGGCAGAACAAUGCCUGUCACUUUUCGAAGCUCUCUGUCUGGCGUACAAUAUUACCCGGAAAAAUAGUUUCUUCGAGCCUCCUAUCCUAGCCUUUGAGCAAUCCUUACAUCAGUUUUUAUGUAUUCGAAGUAAGAUGCAGCUUGGGCAGAUGGAGUUGGAUGAUGAUGAAACGACGGUGCUCGUGAGGGUGCUGCUUGGAAAGAACCUAAUGAAACUCUUGGAACUUCUCAAGGCACUUCGAUCAUUGUAUAAGGAGUGUGGGCAGUCGCACCGGGCCGGUGUUUCAGGCUUGAGAGCUUGUGAAGCACCUGUCGAAUCAAUUAUCCACCGACUUGCGGUAUUUAUGGAACAAAUUGACGUGGAAUCGGGGAUGGAAGACGCAGAGGGUGAUUAA
Molecule: messenger RNA, 591 nt
Organism: Aspergillus ochraceoroseus IBT 24754
Lineage: Eukaryota; Fungi; Ascomycota; Eurotiomycetes; Eurotiales; Aspergillaceae
Exons: 2
Coding region: 1-591 (196 amino acids)
Source: RefSeq, a predicted model, not a curated record